Molecule: messenger RNA, 5618 nt
Organism: Seriola aureovittata
Lineage: Eukaryota; Metazoa; Chordata; Actinopteri; Carangiformes; Carangidae
Gene: drd4b
Product: dopamine receptor D4b
Exons: 4
Coding region: 4180-5415 (411 amino acids)
Biological process (GO): adenylate cyclase-activating adrenergic receptor signaling pathway; adenylate cyclase-inhibiting dopamine receptor signaling pathway
Cellular component (GO): plasma membrane
Molecular function (GO): G protein-coupled receptor activity; dopamine neurotransmitter receptor activity, coupled via Gi/Go
Source: RefSeq, a predicted model, not a curated record
CAAUAAUCACUGUUAUUAUAGCAUUUUAGUUCUUUGGCAAGCGCCAAUAAGGGGUGACAGCUGGAGCCGCUUUGCUAAGUGCUUGCUGGAUGGUUGAACAUCAUCUAAAACCCUCUGCCCCAUAACAUCUUCCAUUAUUCUAACUUUCUCAAAUUGAUAAACCAACAAUCAUACCAAUUUAUUGCAGAUGACUGGCCAGGUGUGCAGAGGCUAGAUAAAAAAAAAUAAAAAAAAAUAAAAAAGCAGCAGUUGAACUUCCUUCUUGUUCAGUCUUCACACAACUGCAUGGCCUGUUUGUGCACCAAAACAACAGGAGGCGAGACUGUCUGAUAGUGUGUCACGUCUGGCAUCUGGUGUAUGACAGCUGGGCUUUUUGCCAUUCAGAGCAGGUGUACAGAUGUGGACGGGUCGAUAACACAGAACAUGGUUACAAUACAAUAACAAGGACAAAAAUCACACAGCUACCAAUAUUAAUACUGAGUUUAAUGCUCAUUAGGCGUCUGAAUACGUUUCAAUUACCAUUAAGUCAUUAGGCACUUUAAUGUACUAUUCUUUGUUCAUAAUGUAAUCACAUCUAUGUUACGUCAUAGACUCUAAAUAAAAUUCUGUACAUCGAAGGAGCCGACUCCAUCCAGUUCAUCAUCCUGCUCUUAUUUAAUCAGUGAGGAAAAGAAGAUUAGCUCACAUGGUUUCCUUUAUUUCCAGCAGUGGGAUCAUACUUCAGUGAUCUUCCUUCUCUUUAUGUAUUUUCUGCCCAAAGGAUUUAGGCCGAGUUAAACAUCUGCGUUGUGUUUUUUUUUUUUUUUUUUUUUAAGCAUGUGUGCUAUUCUUCAAGCUCUCCUCUUUCCUCCCGAGGCUUUGUGACAAUGUGUGAAAAGCUAAUUGCUGCUGACUUUAUUCUAAUGAUAUUCAUGCCACAGGAGCCGCCGGGGCACAAACACCUUUACUCUGAGAUUCAAAAGUAACAGUCACAGGAAAACUUGUCAGCUGUUCUCCGCAUGUGAUGUCUGAAUAUAACCUCACUGAGUGAAAACUAAAGGAUUAAAAGCUGCUCUGCUCUCAACUGAAGUCAAGAGCUAAGAUACAUUUUUCACAAGUAUGAAGUUAUUUCCGCCAUAUUCGCAUUUGCAUAUUCGCCAAAGGACACAAAAAUUUCAGAUGAAUACAAAAGUAUGUCCAAAAAAAAUUUUCAAGCUGGAAGACUUUCCAUUGGGAUGAUGCCACGCAAUAAUAAAGUUGGUUUUCUGGGCUCUGGGAAAGUUUUCAUCAUCAUGAUCAUCAUUAUGCUAUAAAAAAUUCAUAGAAGAAGAAAUAAUAACUCUCCAUGUUUGCAGUUCGUAGUGUCCUGUCAACAGUUUGUUUUAUAAAUGUCUCUCUGGGGAAAAGACCUUUUGGGCUUCUUUUUUUUUUUUGUUAUAGUCCAUAAGUGGCCCAUGAGAGAAUGACUGACCGCAUCAACUUUCUUUAUGAAUCCAUAUUCUCUGUGAAGCAGUGUGCCUGGGGGACUAUGGGUUUCCAAAGAGUUUGGAGGGUCGUGGGGUUUUUAUUUAGCCUUUAAUGAAAGGAAUGGACUGAACAGUGCGUUUGUCUGCUCUAAUGUAAGCUUCAUGCCCGCCUCACUGGCCUAAUCCCUACAGCAGUAAACUGAUUUUACUUCAAAGCCAAUAAGUCAUCAGAUAAUUAGACUUUUGUAUGGUUGUAAGUUAUGUUUGAAACAGCUCAGUUCAGGAACAACACAUCCAAUGUGUUUACACUCCAGCACUAACUGAGAUACUGGAAUGUUUUUUCAAACUUCAGUCCUCAUCCUGAAAGACUUGUAAAAAAUGUUUUUAUAUGAACAAUAAUGCAAAAAAAAAAAAAGUCUAACCUCUGUGUUGCUCUGUUUUUCUACGGUAAAAAUCCCAAAAGGUACAAUACUGCAGCUACUAUAAUACUGGGACUAAUACACUGUAAUACAAGUUCAUUGCUGCUGCUUUAUUUAUACUGUGUGUCUCCAACAUUAAUCAUCUGCUGGCGGGGACACUGACUUUUUAACUGGGUCCUGUUAGCGUUAGCCUCAGUCUUUUAGCAUGAUGUAAUGUGUGUAGCCCCGUGUUGUAGUCGAGUCACAAAACUCGAGUCCCUAGUGUUUAAGUCUGAGUCCGAGUCAAUUCCCUAUGACCUGAGUCUGAGUCGAGUUGGGCAAAGAGCUGACAUACAAAUAAAAUCGUCGACAACUCUGAGUCAUGAGUCCUGAAAAUCUGGACUUGAAUCUGAGUCUAUUUUGAUUGGCUUGUGUAGGAUCUGAAAACAGUGAUUUGAACAUUUUGAGCAGUGAUGGUGAUUGAGUCAGACUGAGUCAAACAGAAAGCUUUACAGUUUAUCUUACAAUGGUCUUAAUGGUUUGGUGGGGUUCAAGCGGCACAAUGAUUUUUAUCAUUAUAUGAAUGACCCGGCCACUAUGGCGUCAACACAUCAGUCCCAUUGGCUGAUGUGACGCACACUUUGAGACACACAGAGCAGGACUUGUCAGCGAUCAAUGGGAACACACUCAUCAUCACUGGUGAAGAUGAUUCAACACUUUGACCUAAAUUUCCUCUCGGUUCAGCGUCCUCACACUCACAUCAAGGCCGGUCGCUUUGAAAGCGUCAGACUUGAUCACAAGGAAACUUUUAAUUAUGGCACAAUCAAUUAUACAUGUGGUAUGAAAUGAAGCAGUGUUGUGUGUGUGUGAACAUCCAUCAAAGUGAAGCAGGGUCUCAUGUUUCCCUGCUGAGAAACACAUUUUCUCGUUCCACCAGAACGAGAAAAGAACGUCUGCAGAUUUUCACAAAGGUUUUAAAAAACUAGAUCCAGGUGCAGCAGCAGGAUUAGCAGUACAAGUGAUAGUAUCAGUAGUCCAAGUACUAGCAGUGGUAGUACAAGAGGAAUACUAGCAUGUAGUAGAAGUACUAUAAUUGUAGUAGUUGUAGUAGUCUAGUAGUUGCAGUAUCAUCGCCAUAAUCAGUAGUAAGUCGUAGAAGAAUGGUAGUAGUGAUACUAUCGGUAGUCACAGUGGUGAUAGUAAUAGUAGUAAUCCCAGCUGUAGUAUCUUAUCAGUACAAUUAGCAGUGGUAGAAAUUGUUCUAGUAGUAGUUUUACUAGUAGUAGUACUACUACCAGAAGUAGCUGAAGUAUUAGGAUUAACAGUCAUAAUACAGUGGAAGUAUCAGUAUAGGUAACAGUGUUAGUGCAGGUGCAAAUAAUAGUAGAAGCAUAAAUAGUAGUAAUAAUAGAAGUUAGUAGAAUAGUAAUAGUAGCAACAUUAUUAGUCAUAGAAUAAGUACUAGUAGUUAGUAUCCUACCAAUGGGAAUAACAAUAUAAAAAGAACUUGUAGCAAAGAGUAGUACUACUAUUAUUCAUGUAGUAGUCAUAGUAAUGAGUAAUAGUAGUAGUAGGAGAAAGACAUUACUUGUCAUAGUCAAUAGUUGUAGUACAGUAGCUGCUGUAGUAGUAGAAUAGUAAAAGUAUCAGUGGUCACAGAAGUAGUUAUAGUACCAGCAAGUUGGCAGUAGAAUAGUAGUAACAUGAGUACUUGUAUAUGUGCAGAUAUGCUGUGUUAAAAGACUGACGAGAUCAUUUUAUAAAAAGAAGAAGAAAUUAAUAUUAAAGGAUAAAAAGAUUCAUUUUUUCUGUGCAACUCUGAUCUGUCGCCUUUCUUCCAAUGUGCUGAACCUGCAGAUCAUCAGAUCCACGCUCCGGCAGGGUGAUGGCGACAGAAUAAAAAAAAAGUAUUUGAAGAAUAAUUGAUUACCACGCUGUUUCUUUCCCUGACAGCUGAUUUGCCACCCCGCUGCUGCAGGGACUGUUCACACAGCAGAGCCUCAGUAAGCAGAUUUGUGCGGAUGGGUUUAAGCCGUUGCCUUCUGAUUCGCCCACUCUGCAAACUUAUUCCUUCGGGAGCAGGCUGAGGGAGACGGCAGAGAAACUGAUCCACAUAAUGCUACAACAGCCUGGCACCAUCAGUCCAGUGUGUGUGAAAGGAAAGUGUAUCGAGGGCUGGAUAAGACGGAUCAGACGGGACCUGGUCACUGCGCGCUUGGAGAGCGGAGCGCACGGGGCUCAGCGCGGAUACUGAUGAGCGUCCUCACGGGGAUACUCCCACUUCCUUCACCUGUGGCGCUCCUGCUCAUCUCAGGGCUGCUGGAUACGGACCAUUGAUGAAAAGUGCCCCGGAGAGAGCCGUUCUCCGUCGGACAAGGAGCCCGUCAGUCUGCGGCGCAACAGAGGCGACCAUGUCGGACAACUCCACGGACUUGAACAACGACACGCUGCCGGCGGCUGCGGUCACACAGUAUAAUUUCCCUGCGCUCGUGUUCGGGAUUUUGCUGAUUGUGAUCAUCACCGGGGGGAACGUGCUCGUGUGCCUCAGCGUGUACUUGGAGAAGGCUUUGAAGACGACAACAAACUACUUCAUAGUCAGUUUGGCGUUUGCGGACCUGCUGCUGGCGGUGCUGGUUCUGCCGCUCUUCGUUUACGCAGAGUUUCAGGGUGGAGUUUGGUCUUUGAACAUGCUGAUGUGUGACGGCCUGAUGACCAUGGAUGUGAUGUUGUGCACCGCAUCCAUAUUCAACCUCUGUGCCAUCAGUGUGGACAGGUUUAUCGCAGUGUCCAUACCUCUGAAUUAUAACCGUAAGCAUGUGGACCAUCGUCAGCUCAUCCUGCUGUCGGCCACCUGGCUGCUGGCCCUGGCCGUGGCCUCACCUGUCAUCUUUGGCAUCAACAACGUGCCUAACCGUGACCCCACCGAGUGCAAACUGGAGGACAACAACUAUGUGGUUUAUUCGUCCGUCUGCUCCUUCUUCAUCCCCUGCCCCAUCAUGGUCCUGCUCUACUUCGGUGUUUUCCGCGGGCUGCAGCGCUGGGAGGAGACUCGGAAAGCCAAACUACGCAGCAGCAUCGAGGCCUGCAGGAAGCUGCAGCACGCCGCCGUCGCCACCGCCCUCCCCCCGCUGGCGGGCACCAUCCCGGGCCCUCUGCCCAUGCCUCUGCCCAGGAUCAUCGAGAGGGACUUGGCCCAGUCUCGGCUGGACGACACGGACGACUACAUGCAGCAGGAGAUUCCUUAUCCCCGGCAGUACAGAGAGAACUCUGUGCCCACAGUGACGUUCAACCAUCAACUGCAGAAGAAGAAGAGAGCCAAGAUCAACAGCAGGGAGCGGAAAGCUAUGCGGGUGCUACCUGUCGUAGUAGGCUGCUUCCUGUUCUGCUGGACGCCGUUCUUCGUCGUCCACACGACGCGAGCCGUGUGUUUAACGUGCGACAUCCCUCCCGGUCUGAUGAGCACCGUCACCUGGCUGGGCUACGUCAACAGCGCUCUCAACCCCAUCAUCUACACCAUCUUCAACACCGAGUUCAAGAAGUUCUUCAAGAAGUGUUUCCGCAGCUGCUGCUGACGGCUGGUUUUCCCUCCACGGACACUGAGCCAGUGAACAAGAGGAAGGAACUGGAACAUGACGAAGCUCACACCUGAAUGUGUCAUGGUCGGAUUAACAGGUCUGAGGCUUCCAGUUUACCCAGUUAACUUUUGUUUGUGAGCUGCCAGGUGCAGACGGACAGGCCGAUAAGGAUGAGGAGGACGGCCGAUAGUAUCUGGAUG